Schistocerca serialis cubense is the source of this 6170-nucleotide messenger RNA. RefSeq names its product protein tramtrack, alpha isoform-like. Gene Ontology annotation, cellular component: nucleus. NCBI's taxonomy places the organism in Eukaryota, Metazoa, Arthropoda, Insecta, Orthoptera, Acrididae. The record is from RefSeq and is a predicted model, not a curated record. The coding region runs from base 149 to 1765 and encodes 538 amino acids. The transcript has 5 exons. Gene Ontology annotation, biological process: regulation of transcription by RNA polymerase II. Gene Ontology annotation, molecular function: protein binding.
CUUGCUGACAUGGCGUCUUGAAGUGUAGUGUGGGAUUUCGAUCCUGGCAAGGAUUUCAUCCCUCUUCAAUGCCAACGCUACUGAAAUGCCCAGGUGUUCGGGUGAUGUACGGAAUUCCACCACCUGCUAGCAACCACCAUCGGUAGCCAUGACGUCAGCACUGCAAUCGCAGCGAUUCUGCCUUCGUUGGAACAACCACCAGUCAAAUCUUCUCUCCGUGUUUGAUCAACUAUUACAUGAUGAAUCGUUUGUGGAUGUUACGCUCGCAGUCGAAGGGCGUUUACUUCGCGCCCACAAAAUGGUGCUAUCAGCUUGCAGCCCCUAUUUUCAAGCCCUGUUCGUAGGACAUCCUGACAAGCACCCUAUAGUCAUACUGAAAGAUGUACCCUAUUGUGACAUGAGGAGUUUACUAGACUUUAUGUAUAGGGGUGAAGUUAGUGUUGAUCAGGACCGCCUGACUGCAUUUCUAAAAGUUGCUGAAUCAUUACGGAUAAAGGGAUUAACGGAAGUGAAUGAAGAAAGAUGUGAUAUACCCUCCAUAACCUCUUCUCUGCUUUCAUCUGUUCCCCCACCUGUUGUGACUACACAUACACCACCACCGCCGCCACCACCACCGCCUCCUCCACCACCUCCACAUCUUCACCGAAUACAUCCUCCAACACCAACAGCACAGAAGCGUUCUGCAUCAGCAGCGACUGUAGCAAACCCGUUGUUAGGAUCAGCUCUUACAGCCCCUAAGAGAAAACGUGGCCGUCCAAGAAAACUGUCUGGCAGUAGUGGUGGCACACCGGCAAAUUUACCUGGUGACACUCCUCCUGUUGCUGUUAGAAAUCAAAGCCAGCCAUUGUUAGAUGGUAAUGGUGAAUUGGACCCACCUAUAAAGAUAGCUCAAGCUCCAGAUUCAAUAGUGCAGGGAUCUCCGGAACUGUUGGAAGUGAAUUUUCAACAUUCACCUGCAACAACAUCUGCUUCUUCAUCAGUGCAAAGGCCAACCGAAGGAGAAAAUGGGCAUGGGCCUUCAAGUGCACCAUCUCCGGAGGAUGAAAAAUUAUCAUCAAAGGAUGGUCCUGUCCAGCAAGUUAAAGAAGAGCCGGAACCAACUCCAGGACCUUCAUCACAAGAUCCAGGUCAAGCAUUUACACAGUCCAGUGAUGGAACAAGAGAUCCAACUGAAAGUUUUGCACUUGUUAAAAUGGAGAACGAUGCUGACAGACAGGAAUAUGAAUCAUCCCUUCCUGAUGAUGAAAAUGACUUGAUCACAUUGUCUCCAUCAUCGAGUACAGCUGAAACUGCUCACUAUGAAGAAAAUAAUUCAGAAAUUAACAGUAGAAACCCUAACUAUGAGAAUGGAAUGUUACUUAGAGAUGAAAAUACAGAUGAAGUGUUAGGAGCUGGUAGUAAAUACCACCCCUACUCUAAAUUUCAUUCAGUACCUAUUUUUGCAUUUGAUAGCUAUGAUGUUUCAGGAACAGAUAACAUUGAGUUUUCAGGUAAUGUUAGACGAAAUGUACAAGACUCCUUGGAAGAGGAUGGGGAUAAUUCAGGAAUGGGCUCAACGCGGCAGUAUUGUAUACGGGAAGCAGAAAAUGUGUACCGUUGCAAAAUUUGUAAUAAAACAUAUACACACAUUAGCAACUUUUGUAGACACUAUCUGACUACACAUAAACAAACAAAGCAGUAUUUUGUAUGUCCACUAUGCAGUAAAGAAUUCACUCGCAGAGAUAACAUGAUGACACAUCUUAAAGGUGUACAUAGGCUUUCAUGAAGGCUGUAACGUCUCGCUCCUUAGCUCAAUGGUGAAGGUUGUACAUUUGGUAGUAAUCUAUGUUCUUGCCCACUUAUAAUGUUCUGUAAUAUGUUUCUAGUUGAAUUAUCUUUGCUCUAGUAUUUUGUUGGAAGCAGUUCACUGUAUCCUGUGUAACAAUUUCUGUGCACAGUAAAGCAGUGAAAGAGGGGAUGUUUUGCUGAUGAGUCCUUGUGAGCUGUUAAUUUUGUAAGGCUUAGCAAAUUCCCAAGACGUACACUCUCAGCGAGAGAGAAAGAGGGGGGGAUCAUUUUAUGAAUUAUUGUAUGGGAACAGCCAUAUCAUUAGAAUAUCAUUGUAAUGUUUAUUGCGGUAGCAUAAAUUCCAGGAUGGAAACAAAAAGCAGAAAUGAGAAAUGGCAACCAUUUACCUAUAGCCAAUUGAUGGAAAUCUACUGACCUGUCAGAUACACGCUGUAAACUAUGUCCGUCUCAGAUGUCUUCGGUUUCAACAGGUCAUUAAAUCAUAAAUAUACUUCCUUUUGUCAAUUUUACACAGAACAACAAAGUUUAAAAAUAUUACAAGCUGGAAUACGACUUUUAGAGAUUUCAUGCAUGUAUAGUAUGUGUAUUAUUUAUGGAAAAGGUUUCAAAGAAGGAGAAAAAUUUUGGAAAAUCUGGCAUUCAAUUAGUUAUCAAGCAUGUCCAAUGUUGAAUUUAGACACUAAUAUAACUAUCCUCAGUAGUCAUUACCUGUUCAAAUAAGAUUUUCCCAAUAUGUUACACAAUCCCUACUACACAACAUACUAUUCUUCACUUUCUUGUCUCUCAUAUUGACAACAAUUACUAACUUCAGUAAGAUAACUACUUUACUUUUCGUAAUUCCCAUUGUGGCAUGAUGCCUGAAUUUACAGCUUCCUGUUGGUUGUCCUUCACCUGGCAUAGUGACCAGAUUUCUUGAAUGUUAGUAACUUCCAUAUUAUUCAUGUGAUAGCGUUCCAGUCACACAAUUCUUCUUCUGCUCCUGUUCUUGCCCAUAAUUUGGACUACAUUUCAAUCGGUCUUUAUUCAUAGUCAUUUUUUUUUUUAUAAUUUGCAGCUUGCAUAAUUUCAGCACCUUAUUCCUCAGCCCAAACAAACAAAAUGUAAAUCACUGAGCUGUCAAGUGAGUACCUCAUAAUUCUUCUUCUUUUUCCAAAGUCUAUUUUAUGAUUACUAGUUGCUUUGAGUAACUCUACAAAACAGCAUUGAAGUAGGCUUCAUUUUCUCUUUCCAGACAUGAUAAUCAGCUUUUAAAUUCAUAGUAUACGCCAUGCAACAGCACAUAACUGGGUGAAGUUUAAAUUAAAUGAACAAGUUGCAGUAGGACAUAGUUCGUACUCAACAAAUGUUAAUUUGGAAAUUCACUCAAGUGACUUAUAAGACGCUAUCAUGCAAGUUUCAAGUAAACUUGAUACUGAUUGUAUACGUUUGUAUUCCGUGUUACCUUGUACAGUGAUGAUACUUCUAUUUUAUGUGGUGCACUUUUCAUCUCCAGCAGUUAGCAAAGCCCACAAAGAACUCUCUGGGAAUUUAAAAUUUGUGAUAAAAAUAUUUCAUAAACUACAGCAACAUGUUAUUUUAGUAAAAGUAUACAUUUUUGGAAACAAAAUAUCUGGACUAUAAGGCAAUAUCACUGAAUUUUUGAAAAGAUUAUAUUUUAAGAUUCAGACCACCUAAAAUUCUUACAAUGACAAUAAUUUUGAAUGGUUAUAACUUUGUAAUUACACUGUUUUCAGGAAAGACAAGACACCUGUAAAUGUAAAUUUUAGAAGAUUGCAAAUUGAGUAAGAGUUUUGGAGAUUUCAUAUAUGCAUAGUAUGUAUAUUGAGGGUAACAACUCAUUUAAUAGUAGAGGUGUCGUCAACAGGCAUGUAAAAGAGACUGAGAACUUUGCUAACUUUCAGACUUUUCAAGCUAGAGUAUGCUGCUCCCCUCCCCCCCUUCUGUAUGAUUAUAUUUUGUGACAGCUGGUUUUGUGUGUGUGUGUGUGUGUGUGUGUGUGUGUGUUUUCAUUUUCAGUCGUAUUUAUGCAUUUGGUAACAGUUCAACACCUCCACUGUUUGGUGAGUUGUUACAUUCACUACAAAUUAUUUGCAUUCUACCAGAAUUUUCAGUUAGUAUAAUAAAUGUAUUAAGCAUGGAAAAUAGGUCAGAAAAGCAAAAAGUAAUAGCCACAUUAGAAAUGGUAAUAUAGCAAGUGGAGCUGUUCCAUCUUACUAUGUUUCUCGACGUGUGGUUCAUAACACCUGUAUUUCAUGUGUAUGCACCAUACAUCAUCCAAUCAUAGGUGAGGUAUUAAUUGCGUAAUUUUUGUUUGUUAUGUUUAUUUUGGUUUCCAGUGUUGCAGUCUGCUAAUAUUGUAUUAAGAGUAUUUCCUCGUGGUGUACCAUGUCAUUUACAUUUUAUAACUUGAUAUCUAGUCAAGAUUUUAUUUGAGUUACGCCCAAAUAAAAAAAAAGUAGCACUGCAUAAGAUGUGAGCUGAUGACACUUCAUAUAAGAUGGAUCAGUUUUUUUUACCUGAUCCAUUAUAGUGAAAGCCUGUAGCUCAUACAUAAUUCCAGAUACACUGUUAGGUAUCGGGUGCAUAUCUGAAAAUUAACUUCAGUUUUAUCCUUCGUUGUGGACAUGGAUAUGGCAAUAAUGAAAAGUAAUAAAAAUUUCGAAGGUUAUUUUGAUCUCAUGUGAUUAGCUAUGGACAGGUUACACACAUUCCCAAUAAUUUGUUCUGCUGUAACUUUUUAUUGGGAGAAAUUAUCAAUGAACAUCAUUUCAAUGCUACCCUAUAUAUUCUCUUCUUUUCUUCAAAAUGUUCAGUAUUCUUCUACUUGAAUGGGUAGUAAUUUGGACUGUUUAAAAAUAAUAACAAUUUUUGACAGUCAGUUGUGUAACUGUCAGACUUUCCUAUUCAGCUAUAAAUUGAGUUGUUAUUUUGUCCUUCCAUGUUUUAUAUUCCUCCCAAGGCUUUCCAUUAUCACCUCUCUUUUUAUUUUGCUUUGCUAUUGAAAGUGUGUUAGAAGUCCAUAUACUUCAAAAAAUAUAAAUCAUUGCAGUCCAAAGAUUCAAAUACCAUAUUUGUCUCCCUUGAGACAUGUAAUUUACUCUAACCAUGACAUUUCGACUUAAAAAAAAUGAAAUAUGUUACUUAUUCUUGGCACACCAUGACCAGAACAACAAAAAGAAACCCAGUAGCUGCAUAAUGUCAAGGAAAUAUUAUUUGUAAUUUUUUUAUUUUUUAAAUUGUGAAAAAUGUUAGGUUGUGAUAUUAGAACCAAAGGUUAUAUAUUAACAAACACUAUGGCACCACAUUAUUUGUGUACUUAACUAUUGAUUGAAAGCUGACUGCAAAUGCUAUGCCAAUCCAAACAUUGUUUAUUUUUUAAGUCUUCAAUCUUGACAGACUCAGUGAGUUGUAAUUUUUUGUCGUUUUUGAAUAUAAUUCAUUACUGUAUUUGUUUAGGUUGUGAUUGCUUUUAUGUAUUGUUUACUUUGUUUCACAUGUUUGAUUUGGGGCAAUUUAAACAUUUAUUCGUGUCGCUUAAUACAUAUCUUUUGUCUGUGAUAGCUAUAUUCAUUAUUAUUAGGAAGAUGUUGGAAUUUUAUCUUUAGUUAGGUAGUUACAUUUUUGGUUGUACUUGUUAAAUUUUUAUUUAUUUAUUUAUUUAUUUAUUGCUAAUAGAAUAUGAUUCUGCCAAUAUUAAUUAGGCAGAAAUGUAAGAUGCAGAAUGACCUGUUCCAUUAUUGAAAGCACUGUAUAAUGUUAUCAUAUUUCUACUUUCAUUUGUGUGAUAAAGAAUUGUUAUGAGCAGGUUAAAAGAAUCUGCACCACAUUUGCAGUGCAGUACUCUUUGAACAGAAGCCAUAUAAAUUUCUAGUGGUCACUGAUAUCUGUGACAUGUUUGUAAAACUUAGGGCUGUGAAUUGUGAUUGUUAGUCGUAUUACCCUAUUUUCAUGGGUAAAUUCAUGACAGCUUUAUUGUAAGAGUUAGGUGAAUGUAAAAAAUAGUUAGCAACUUUUUUGUUGUUGGCACUUAUUUUUAAACUGAUAUUUUGCUCUCUACAAGGUUAUAGAAAUUCUCAAAGUGCCUUAAUUAUAAUGAACAUUAAAGUGUCAUUUAAAAGCUGUAAUUGAAACUAUGUUUAAGUUAGAUAUGGUCACUGUAUUUCAUGUGCCACAUAUUGGAAAUCAGUGAUUUUUGAGAUAUUUUUCUUUGUUUUUGUAAAUUUUAGUGAGUGGUGAUAGAUUACUUUUAAACACUUUAAAAGUAUAAAAUUAUAAUUUAAAACACACGUAUUGUAAUUUGUCAUUUUGGGUGUAUUAUCCUUAAAUCAUAUGGAAUGUUCCUGUUUUGAUUGUUAUUGUUGAUUUCAAAUAAUAACUGUGCC